AUGGCUGAAAACGAGGAGCUCACCGGACCAGUGUCUCAAGAAGACCUAGACGCAGCAGAAAAAUAUAAAAAUGAGGCGAAUGACUAUUUUAAAAAGCAAAAUUACAUAAAUGCAAUUGAGUUGUACACCAAGGCGAUAGAGAAGAAUCCUAAAAAUGCUAUAUAUUAUGCAAAUAGGAGUAUAGCUAAUUUAAAGUUGGAGAAUUUUGGUUAUGCCUUGAAUGAUGCUACAAAGGCGAUUUGCUUGGACAAUACUUACACCAAGGCCUUCUACAGGCGAGCUGCUGCAAAUAUGUCUUUAGGGAAAUACAAACAAGCCCUCAUGGAUUUUCAAUAUGUAACCAAAGUAAGGCCAAAUGACCAGGAUGCAAAGAUGAAAUACAAUGAAUGUAAUAAGAUAGUAAAGAAAAUUGCUUUUGAAAAAGCUAUAGCUGUAGAAAAAAAAGAAGUUAAUAUAGCUGAUUCUAUUGAUUUGGAUGCUAUGACAAUUGAAGACGAUUACGUAGGCCCCUGUCUUGAAGAUGGUAAGGUAACACUCAAGUUUGUGACAGACCUCAUGAAAUUCUAUGAAAAUCAGAAAAGGCUUCACAGGAAAUAUGCAUAUAAGAUAUUAAUAGAUGUUAAGAACUAUCUGCAAAAGCAGGCAUCUUUAGUUGAUAUCAAGGUUCCUGAUGACAGAAAGUUUACAGUGUGUGGAGAUAUUCAUGGGCAGUACUAUGACUUGAUGAAUAUCUUCAAGCUCAAUGGACUUCCGUCAGAGAAUAAUCCAUACCUUUUCAAUGGAGACUUUGUUGAUCGUGGCUCGUUCAGUGUUGAAUGUAUAUUUACACUGUUCAGUUUUAAAUUGUUGUAUCCAGAUCACUUCUUCAUGUCAAGGGGAAACCAUGAAACACUAGACAUGAACAGGGUAUAUGGCUUCCGAGGUGAAGUGACACACAAGUACUCCUCCCAAAUGGCAGAUUUGUUUACCGAGGUGUAUCACUGGCUGCCUCUUGCGCAUUGUAUCAAUUCGCGGGUGCUCGUGAUGCACGGUGGCCUCUUCUCUAAAGAUGACAUCACGCUGGAUGAUAUACGCAAGGUCGAGAGGAACAAGGAACCACCAGAAGAUGGUAUAAUGUGUGAGUUGCUCUGGUCGGACCCACAACCGUUGGAGGGUCGCGCGCCGUCCAAGCGAGGUGUAGGGUGUCAGUUCGGCCCUGAUGUGACUGCUGCGUUCCUCCAACGUAACAAGUUGGACUACAUCAUACGAAGUCACGAAGUCAAGAACGAAGGCUAUGAAAUUGCGCACGACGGAAAGUGUAUCACGGUCUUUUCCGCCCCCAAUUAUUGUGACACCAUGGGCAACUUGGGAGCAUUCAUCACAAUGAACGGAAAGGACCUCAAGCCGAAGUUUACUACAUACGAAGCUGUUCCUCACCCGGACGUCAAAGCCAUGGCGUACGCAAAUUCAAUGCUCAGCAUGUUCUAUUGA
This is a messenger RNA of Leptosia nina, 1470 nucleotides long. NCBI's taxonomy places the organism in Eukaryota, Metazoa, Arthropoda, Insecta, Lepidoptera, Pieridae. The record is from the annotation of a GenBank genome assembly.